This is a messenger RNA of Phycomyces blakesleeanus NRRL 1555(-), 414 nucleotides long. RefSeq lists its product as hypothetical. The record is from RefSeq and is a predicted model, not a curated record. NCBI's taxonomy places the organism in Eukaryota, Fungi, Mucoromycota, Mucoromycetes, Mucorales, Phycomycetaceae. The transcript has 5 exons. Bases 1 to 414 code for a protein of 137 amino acids.
AUGUACCCUUCCGCCAAUAAAGGGCCAAAAAGCACUCUAAAAAUAACAGGCAUUAUACAACUGAAGAUUUCUGAACUACAUAAUAGCAUAAAUGAAUAUACAUUUGAGAAGCCCACCCCAGACUAUGAUUUGCGUAGACUUUACCACAUGUCACAAAAACUAGAUAUUUGUUGCAAAAGUCUUUCAGUUAUAGAAAAACUGUGUGAAGAAAAGAACUUAAAGAGAAAAACCAUUACUAAAAGAAAAAAGAGAACUGUUUACAAACGUCUUAAUCUCGAGACAUGGUCAGAUGCAAAAUGCAAGAUUGAGUUUUGUAUUACUCUUCCAGAGACUUUUCACAAUUUUGUAAUUGACAUCAAUGUCAAGUGCAUUAAGUUUUUAUGUCAAACACUGGGUUAUCAAGUUGACAUCUAG